Vanrija pseudolonga is the source of this 2765-nucleotide messenger RNA. RefSeq lists its product as uncharacterized. The record is from RefSeq and is a predicted model, not a curated record. Bases 1 to 1137 code for a protein of 378 amino acids. The transcript is spliced from 6 exons. Lineage: Eukaryota; Fungi; Basidiomycota; Tremellomycetes; Trichosporonales; Trichosporonaceae.
AUGUAUGCUAACAGCAUCAGCAAAGGCCGGGAACAAUAUGUUCACCGGCAAUGGGAGGCCGACAAGUCGGCCAAGAUGUACUUUUUGGAGCUGUGGCUCCUGCCAAGCUUCGACUUUCGCAUCGCGACGGACGACGAAGUCCGCCGGGUGAGGCGCCGAGUUCAUGCCGUCCAGUCGGGCCUGAUGGAGGCGUGGGGGUGCCACAGGUUUGAGGGACACCGCACGUCUCUCUUCCACCUGCCCGACUACAACUUCACCCCAUGCAACAUCGCCGAGCCGCUCACGAACUAUGAGCCGAACGCAGCCAAGCUCUACACCAUCGCCGGGCUCGACGAGCAGCUCACCCUCUACGAUCUCGUCGUCGGGCUGCUGAAACGCAGCGGCAAGAGCGACGACUUCAUGCUCACGUCCAAUGAGAUCCGGGACUACAUCCGGCGAGUCGUCCCGGAACUCGCAUCCCAGCCCAUUUGCCUCUGCUGGAGGUCCUUCCACAACAGGCGCGGAGUCAUUGUGGUCGAUGACCCAGGGUACUCCAGGUACAUCCUCAAGUUGACGACUCCCGACAAGGUGGACCCCGCCUUGUACGCGUCAAUUUGCACCAUCUUCCGACCGCCUGGUCGCUCGACCGUGUCGAUUCUCGGCAAAACCAAGCGCAACCUCAUCAUUGACACUCUCAUGAGGUCUAUGUACGGUUCAAUGUCCCCAUUCGCCAUCAUCGGAGCAAUCCGGAGGCGCCAUAACCUCACAUUCGAUUCCAAGAUCGAAUGGGCGAAAUGGAAGGGCAAGAUCUUCCGCAAGGAGUGCGCCGAGGAGGACCUCGGCAUGUGGUGGCGUAGGGCACGAUGGGCCCUGAUGGACGGCUGGGAGGACGCCAUGCCGGUCUCGUCUGUGGAGAAGCGGGCGCUGCGAUUGGGAGGCACCGCACCCACAGACAAGGAGAUUGUGGUCGGCAUCUUCGAGGAGAUGCGGGCCAAGACGGGGAGGACAAUCCUGUCGUCGGGCGAGAUCAAGCAGCGCAUGAGGGCGAUGUGGCCAGGCAAGUUCGACGACAGCCUGAGCUCUGCGGUGGUGCCAGUGGGACAUCUUCGAAGUCGUCCGCCAGCAUGCCCAUCAAGAGCUCGUGCGCAUGCACGAUGAUGCCAACUGGGAGCCGGCCCCACUCAAGCCUGACGCCAAGCCCCACAUAACGGACCGGGCAUCGAGCUGUCCAUCGGCCGCGAGUUGACCGGCUGGGCUCUGACCGGCUCCAUCAUGUGCCGCCAUCCUUACUACGCCUCCAAGGAAAACCUGCGCUUCCGAGUCGGAAAUCAUAUCAAUGAUACCUGGCACGACGGCCCCCGCGAGACAGGGCUGUAUCGGCUCGUCGAAGACUUCCCAGAGAAGGUUGCAGAGCGUUCCAAACGCCUGCAAGCGGAAGGCAAAGUCAUUUACAACAAGCCGACUAGCACAAAGGCAACCACUCGGGGGACGUCGACUACUAAGAUGAAGAGGUCGUCGACGACGUGUUCGCGGCGUGGGCCACCGACACCCGGUUGACGAGAUCCUCUCGACAAUCCGCCUUUGGUACAACGGGAGUGGCUCAUGGCGCUGGCGCCGGAAGGCAUGGGGCCGAUACGAGGUGAUCGACGUCGGGAGGAGCUCGAAGCGGCUGAAGGUCAUCUGCCAGCACGCCACAAGCUCGUAGAUGUCGUCGCCCCCGUUCACCGGGCCGAGCUGUCACUAUAUCAGCGACCUUGAGUUCGGCUCGGAUCGCCGCCUCCGCUCACCACCGCGCAGCCCUCCACCGUCGCUGCGCCGCUGCCUCCCGCCCAGGGUGCCGAGGUCGACGAGUACUACUCGGACGACGCGCUCUUCUCGCCCAGCAGGUGGCCGCCGGCUCGGCGCAGCCCUCCGCCGUCGCUCCCCCGCCGCCUCCGAUCACCGCGCCGUCUCCUCCUCGUCUCGAUGCGUUGUCGCCUCGCAGCGUCAUCUUGUCGCCCGCUCCAAGACGCCCCUCGCCCAGACCCAAACCUCUGGCUGGGGCGUCGCGAACGACCGCAAGGCGAGCAAGUUCGACUCCCACCUAUGCCCCCUGCUCCGCCGGCGCUGUUCCCCCGGCUCCGACGGGCUCCCUCGCCUCCGACCGACGAAGCUCACUUCGAUCGAGCCAUCAAGCGGGCCGAGGAUGAUGCCGCCGACGCGCAGAAGAAGCUCGCCGAUUUCGACGGCAAGAGGGGAGACAUGAGUGAGUGAAAGCCCGUUGAUGGUCUUGGCUUACGCAUUCGGACAUUUGCGACGUUAUCGAGUCGUCGAACGAGGCGGACGCGCAUGUGAAGGCUCUCAAGCGCAUCAAGAAGAACGUACUGCAGUUCCAGCAGAGCAAGAAGUCGAGGCGUGUGUGAGUAGAAAACCGAUGGGAUAGGAUAUGUGCAGACAUCGAGACAAACAAUCCAAUCUUGUAUUGGUGGUGCUUGGUGCAGGCCUGAGGGGCGUGGUCAGAAGAGUGGUGUGAUGGAGUGAACGGACAUCUAAGCGUGUAUGCCGGCCGUGGAGAAGGAUCGAUACUUGGCUUGUCGUCAUGCAUACAAUUGGCGCUCUUUCUGUCCUACGGCUCUAUCGCCUGGGCCGCUUUGCUCUCCCGCUGCCCUCACCACCAGAGGCCCCCGCAGACGGAUUGUCGGCCAUCACACGCCAGAUGCAAAAGACGUUGCUCCUGGGUCCCUCGGCGUAGAGAACAUCGACAUACACAGCCGGCCUUAACACCGGCGCCGCCGCAAAGAGGUAAU